AUGGAUGAGACGCUGAUCCAAGACGGCCCCGGCCCGGAACAGAGACCGCCGCCGACCAAACCCAGACGCGGUGACGGCAUCGGCGUCGGCCCACGCACCUCCACAGCUUGCCUCAUGUGCCGUGACAAGAAAGUCAAGUGCUCCGGCACGCGACCUUGCGUCUACUGCGUCAAACGUGGCCUGGACUGUGUUUUUACGCGGCCGUCUCGGCGGAGACUUUACUCGGUCACCCACAUACGCAACCUGGAAGAGAGAGUGGCGCAAUACGAGAAUCGUGACGAUAUAAGCCGAGCAGGCUCCGGCCAGCCUGCCCCUGCACACAGCUUGCCAUCUCCUGCAGUUGUUCAGAGACCGCCUUCAUUGUCCGGAAGCCAGGUAGAAGGUAAUGCUUCACGCGACGGCCAAGAUACGCAGCAGCAACAGCAACAACAACAGCCGUCGCUAGCUCCUCGAUCUCCACAUCAUGAGGGUCUCGAACCCGCAGCGACCUUGAGCCCAAGGCCAAACCCAGGACCGAGAGCUCUUGCGCCUGGAACCUCUCUCUCUUCGAGCGACACAUUUAGCUCUGAGCUAAGAACCCUCUUGACGGAACGAUCGCGGCCAGACCCAGGUCCGGUCUCUGCUCGGCCCGCUGAUGCUACGCCACGGUCCAUCUGCCAGAGCCGGCUAGGUGUGGACAAGAUCAAGUACUGGCCUACGGAAGACGACGCACAUAGCAUGCUGAACAUUGUUGUCCUGAACGUGGGUAUAUCACAGCACCUCUUCGACGUCAGAACAUUCUCGGAUAAUCUAUUCUCCCUCUUCAACGAUGGUGCCUUUGACACUGGAGUGACCGAGCUAUGGUAUGCUGAGUGUCUCCUGGUCUUUGCAAUCGGGAGGCUUCUCCAAGCCAAGUGGGAUGACAUGUCCAAACCCCCGGGCGAUGAGUUUUUUCACGAGGCGCUCAAGCGCAUGCCCGAUCUGAGCAGCCUGCGAAAGCAAGGAGUCUUGGGUAUCGAACUGAUGGGACUGUCGGCCCUCUACCUGCAAAUCGCAGACCGAAAAGACGACGCUUAUCUCUACGCGAGCACAGCCCUCCGUCUAUCGUUGGGUCUCUCUCUCCACAAGUCUGGAUCCUAUCGAAGUCAUAGGCGUUCGGAAGCUGUGCAUCGAAACCGGCUCUGGUGGUCGAUCUACAUGCAGGAAAGCAGAAGACUUGCAGCUGCUGUAGGCUUCCCCAUGUCCAUUUUAGACGGGGAAAUCACUGCCGCCCAGCCCACGGACCAGAUCGGAUACCAAUCUGCCGCUGCCAUCGCUGUUAACGCAAAGCUGGCUCAGAUCACUGGCCGCAUCACCACCACCAUCUACUCUCAAAGCAAUGAAGAGGAGGCCGCUUUCAUCAAGGAAGUACAGGACAUCCUACAGUCGCUCCGCAAGAUCGAAAAUGAGAUGCCAGCUGAAAUUUCAGGCGGAUCAAAUCCUGCCGAGCUCAUACUUAACGAGGCACCGUUGUCCAGCUCACAAUUGUCCUCGGCAAGGACAACUGCAUCCCUUCAUUUGACGGUUAAUCAGAAUAUCAUAUACGCAGUGCGGCCGAUCCUCUUGUAUAUGGCUCGUAACAGCUUCAGCGGAGGAAACGACUUGUACACAUCCAUGAGUCCCGCUCUUCGCCGCCUUGCAGAUACAUGCGUCGAAGCAGCCCGCAAGAGCUUGGUCAUUCUUCAUGGUCUAUGUAAACAAGACAUUAUUGCCAAGCACGCUUUCCUUGAUCUCGACUGUCUUUUCUCCACCGGCUUCAUUUUCGUUCUCGCGGUCAUAAUCAACUCCGACAAAGCCCAGGCGUAUCAAGGCAUUGAGAGUGUCCGGAGCAUCCUGACGCAUCUCUCCAACCUGGGCAAUCGAGCCGCUACGAAGCGUCUGGCCGAGAUCGAUCAGAUGUGCGCCAGCCUAACUCUUGAGACAGAGACGCCGGAUGUCGAAGCGGCGCAACCACAAAUGCUUAUGCAACCAUUUUCCUUUCAGGCAUCGGGAGCAGCGCCCAUCACAUCGGGUGAGCCACAAGACCAGGGUUUGACCAGUGAGAAUGCCGUUGGAGAACAAGAUACUGUGAUGGCUGGUGCACAAGACCUUGGCGACAUUGUGCUCGAGGGCGAAGACGACUUGUACUGGAUUUAUCACAAUCCAUCACUCUCACUUACGGGUGUAGAACAACUAGAUUGGGAGACUUUGGAAAAUCACAUGGUGUAA
Fusarium odoratissimum NRRL 54006 is the source of this 2226-nucleotide messenger RNA. RefSeq lists its product as uncharacterized. The transcript has 9 exons. The record is from RefSeq and is a predicted model, not a curated record. Gene Ontology annotation, biological process: DNA-templated transcription; regulation of DNA-templated transcription. NCBI's taxonomy places the organism in Eukaryota, Fungi, Ascomycota, Sordariomycetes, Hypocreales, Nectriaceae. Gene Ontology annotation, molecular function: zinc ion binding; DNA-binding transcription factor activity, RNA polymerase II-specific; DNA binding. Bases 1 to 2226 code for a protein of 741 amino acids.